CGCCGGCGGGGGUGGGCGGGCGCGCCGGGUGGCAGGUGUCAGCGGCGUCUGCAUUCGGCGGCGAUGGAGCGGCCCCGGGGAGCUGCGGACGGCCUUUUGCGCUGGCCCCUCGGCCUCCUCCUGCUCCUGCAGCUGCUGCCGCCGGCCGCCGUCGGCCAGGACCGGCUGGACGCGCCGCCGCCGCCCGCGCCUCCUCUGCUGCGCUGGGCCGGUCCGGUCGGGGUGAGCUGGGGGCUGCGCGCCGCCGCGCCCGGGGGGCCCGUCCCCCGUGCUGGCCGUUGGCGCCGCGGCGCGCCCGCCGAGGACCAGGACUGCGGCCGCCUCCCGGACUUCAUCGCCAAGCUGACCAACAAUACGCACCAGCAUGUCUUUGAUGACCUCAGUGGCUCAGUGUCCUUGUCCUGGGUUGGAGACAGCACUGGGGUUAUUCUCGUCCUGACUACUUUCCAAGUGCCACUGGUAAUUGUGAGUUUUGGACAGUCCAAGUUAUAUCGAAGUGAGGAUUAUGGAAAGAACUUUAAGGAUAUUACAAAUCUCAUCAAUAACACCUUCAUUCGGACGGAGUUUGGCAUGGCUAUUGGUCCUGAGAACUCUGGAAAGGUGAUACUAACAGCAGAGGUGUCUGGGGGAAGCCGAGGAGGAAGAGUGUUCAGGUCAUCAGACUUUGCCAAGAACUUUGUGCAGACAGAGCUCCCCUUUCACCCUCUGACGCAGAUGAUGUACAGCCCUCAGAAUUCGGAUUACCUGUUAGCUCUCAGCACGGAAAAUGGCCUGUGGGUGUCCAAGAAUUUUGGGGAAAAAUGGGAAGAAAUCCACAAAGCAGUAUGUUUGGCCAAAUGGGGACCAAACAACAUCAUCUUCUUUACCACCCAUGUGAAUGGCUCCUGCAAAGCUGAUCUUGGUGCCCUGGAAUUAUGGAGAACAUCCGACUUGGGGAAAACCUUCAAAACCAUUGGCGUGAAAAUCUACUCAUUUGGUCUUGGGGGCCGUUUCCUUUUUGCCUCUGUGAUGGCUGAUAAGGAUACAACGAGAAGGAUCCACGUGUCAACAGACCAAGGGGACACAUGGAGCAUGGCGCAGCUUCCUUCUGUGGGACAGGAGCAAUUCUAUUCUAUUCUGGCAGCCAAUGAGGACAUGGUAUUCAUGCAUGUCGAUGAACCUGGAGAUACCGGGUUUGGCACAAUCUUUACCUCUGAUGACCGAGGCAUUGUCUACUCCAAGUCUCUGGACAGACAUCUCUAUACCACCACAGGCGGGGAGACCGACUUUACCAACGUGACUUCCCUCCGUGGAGUCUAUAUAACAAGCACACUCUCAGAAGAUAACUCUAUUCAGAGCAUGAUCACUUUUGACCAGGGAGGACGGUGGGAGCACCUGCGGAAGCCGGAGAACAGCAAGUGCGAUGCUACCGCAAAGAACAAGAAUGAGUGCAGCCUUCAUAUCCAUGCUUCUUAUAGCAUCUCCCAGAAGCUCAACGUUCCGAUGGCCCCACUCUCUGAGCCUAACGCCGUGGGCAUAGUCAUCGCUCACGGUAGUGUGGGAGACGCCAUCUCGGUGAUGGUCCCAGACGUGUACAUCUCAGAUGACGGGGGUUACUCCUGGGCAAAGAUGCUAGAAGGACCGCAUUACUAUACCAUCCUGGAUUCUGGAGGCAUCCUUGUGGCCAUCGAGCACAGCAACCGUCCUAUCAAUGUGAUUAAGUUUUCCACAGACGAAGGCCAGUGCUGGCAGCGCUACGUGUUCACACAGGAGCCCAUCUACUUCACCGGGCUUGCUUCCGAGCCUGGAGCCAGGUCAAUGAACAUCAGCGUCUGGGGAUUCACAGAGUCUUUCAUUACCCGCCAGUGGGUCUCCUACACAAUUGAUUUCAAAGACAUCCUUGAGCGGAAUUGUGAAGAGGAUGACUAUACCACGUGGCUGGCACACUCCACAGACCCUGGAGAUUACAAAGAUGGCUGCAUUUUGGGCUAUAAAGAACAGUUCCUACGGCUACGGAAGUCAUCCGUCUGUCAGAAUGGUCGAGACUAUGUUGUGGCCAAGCAGCCCUCCGUCUGUCCGUGUUCCUUGGAGGACUUCCUCUGCGACUUUGGCUAUUUCCGCCCCGAGAACGCCUCUGAGUGUGUGGAACAGCCGGAGCUGAAGGGACAUGAGUUAGAGUUCUGUCUGUACGGCAAGGAGGAGCACCUGACGACAAACGGCUACCGGAAAAUCCCAGGAGACAGAUGCCAAGGGGGUAUGAAUCCAACCCGAGAAGUAAAAGACUUGAAAAAGAAAUGCACAAGCAACUUCUUGAACCCCACGAAGCAGGACUCCCGCCCACAGGGACACAGCUUGUCCCAGAAUCCAGCUCCGCCUCCUCUUGGAUACCCUGAAAACACACACUUCCUAUCUCCCACCCAGGAGCAGAAUUCCAAGUCGAAUUCUGUCCCUAUUAUCCUGGCCAUCGUGGGACUGAUGCUUGUCACAGUCGUAGCAGGAGUCCUCAUCGUGAAGAAAUACGUCUGUGGCGGACGGUUCCUGGUGCACCGAUACUCUGUGCUACAGCAGCAUGCAGAGGCCGACGGCGUGGAAGCUUUGGAUGCGGCCUCCCAUGCUAAAAGCGGUUAUCACGAUGAUUCAGAUGAGGACCUCCUGGAAUAGCUCUUUAGAGGACCUGGGACUGAGUGUUCGCAGAGCCGCAGUACCUCCUACACUUCCCGAGGCUCUGACUUGGGGAAAUAAAUUUCCCACUGCGUCGGCCCCAGCUCUGUUUCCGCCGCUUCCAUCCAAGCCCAAAGGACCUACACUAAAGAAAGCAGGGUGGGGGUGGGGGACCCCGACUGAUCUCACGGUUGGCUCUAAGGAGAGGGGGGGAAAUUUUAAAUUCUUUAACAUUUUUGUUUCAGAUUUCUGUCUUUUGUAAAAGUGUGGGCUUUAGGCUUCUCUUGUUUGUUUUGUGCGUUAAGGGACACGACUUGGGAUUCAAAGGGAUUGUUUCACUGACCCCUGCUCUUGGGUUUCCUUCUGGUGCCCGCCCCGCCCCAGGGCAUCUGCCAACGCCACCAUCCACUCAGCUCCCACAUCCUACCUAGUGCUGUCCCCUGCUCUGCUGGUCAUGCGAAGCAGCCUCAGAGAAGGAAACAGAGGGUGUGGUGCCUGGCACUGCCUGGCCAUCAGUGGACAGCGUCAGUCAAAGAGCCCUGCUGCGGCCUCCUCCUCCCGUCCCACCUCCACCCCCACCCAGGACUCCAGGGCACAGUGACUUUUCUUUUCCUGCUUAAUUCGGCAAUACCCUUGUUAAUUGCCCUUUGGCAACUAACUUAAUCAUGUGCUUCCAACACACUAAAUAGGCAAAACUUCCAGGGCAAGAUUUUUAACUUGUGGCAGGAAGGAGGGAGCAACAGACGACUGACUAGCUCUAACACCCAUUAAAGACAGACCUGGCCACUCCUGAGCUAGCCCUUUCAGCUGUGCUCUGUGGGGUGCCAGUGGCUCUGUUCUGUUCAAGGCUUGGCCUCAAAGCCUGCCCAUCCCUUUCCUGGCGCUCAUUGUCUGGUGCACAGUGCAGCCACAGGACCGACAGUCAUAGACCUCCAACUUUCCCAUCACCCGUUGUGAAGGCUCAGAGCUGAACGACCACCGUGGCUGCUUAUUGCUUCCUCCGAAGUUGUUUCUGUUCAUAGAACUGGGUCUGGGAAUGUUUCCAGGUUGAUGGACUGUUCAACCUUACCAGACCAUCCUCGCCCCUCCCCUAGUUUUGCUGAGUUAUUAGUUGUCUGGAACCCUUUGGCUAGCCCCACUGAAGGCACAUUUCUAGAUGAUGCUGUGUGUGGUCGGAACAUUGCUUUCAUGUUUUAAAUGUAAGGAAAUUUUCUAUCUGAUAUUUUUCCAAAUUAAAUAAGUUAUAGAAUGUGAUCGGCGGAUGUGGGGGUGGCCAUCUGGUAGUGGAAAGCUGUAGCAAUUCAUCUGAAUACAGUUUAGAUGUUAGCUGGACAGGAAGAUGGUGUGGUAGGUAGGUCUCUGGUAUCCCUACCCCUGCUGUGCUGAUCACAGUCCCUCCCAGUUACCACUAGGACAUUCUUCAGUAGAUCCAUUUUGCUGUCACUUCAUUCUGUGGCUAGAAAGUCAGUGGGAAGUAAAUGUGCCAAAAUAAGUUCUGUCAGAAUGCACAAGCAGAUGGCUGAGUCCUCCCCGCCCCAGAAGGAACAGACAGCAUCAGGGAGAGGGGGAGGAGGGACAGGGAGCAUCAGAGAGGCGCUGACUCGCAGCUAAAUGAGUCAUGGAACAUCAGUCAGAAAACGAAGUUAGGGUCGGUUCUGGGAGGAGAGUAUCUAUUAGAGCCAUAACACUCUAGUCUUUUAGCUUGUUCACUUUGUAAUGAUUCUAAAAUAAUUCCAAAGAUACAGCAGCUCGUAAAUUAUCAAAGUUCUGCCCACUCUCACCUCCUGCCAAAGGGGAGAGAUCUAUUUCCACUACACGCUGCCUGUCCCGGGUUGGUGUGGGUAGAUGCAUGGAGAGCUCCCCUAGUGACAGGACUUAACACUCAUCUCCAGCCAUCAGCGUUGAGGAUGCUCUGCCUCUAUAAUGGUUUCUGGGAUUUCCGUAGAACCUGGCAGUUUGGGGAUCAUUUCUCUUCUGAGCACCGUGCUAUUCUUGCUGGAGAUGGAGCUCAGGAGCCAAAGUUGAGUCCGCCGCCCAGGGUCUUCAGAGCUCUGAACUGCAGUUAUGCAAGACCCUGGGUCCUUGCAUCAGAGCCGCUCAUGGGUGACUGCUGGGGCUGAGGACUCCUCAGAGGCAUUUCCUGCAGAGCCAUUAUUGUGAUGCCUUUUUGUUUUCUUUUUGGAAAGCAAUAUUUUCUUCCCCUGCUUCAUGGCUGAAAUAAAAAGUGAUGGUAAUCAGGGACACCCCCUCUCCCUUAGAUUGUCACUGUUGGGGAGCACAGGACCAGUCUUUGGAUGAGUCCUCUCUGCCCCUUUGCUUCUAGUUCUAGCCCCUGGCUCUGUUAGCCUGGGUUCUGCUCCUGCAAUGGCUCUCAGAAGCAUUCACGCACAAAUGUGCAACCCCAGCCAGCAACUGAAGCUCUGUAAGCUGUUUUGUUUCUUUUUAAGUUCUGCUUUGGUUUGUCCUGUGCAGCAGUAGAGUGGAGCAGCAUGGCUGGUAGGUGGGCAUACCAUUAUUCUCAGCACUGUGGUGGCAGAUGGGGUUGGUUCUAGAGGCUUGGGCAGUAGGGUUUAGCAUUGUUAGGUAGCUCAGACACAUCAGAAAAUCCAUACUGGCCUGAGUUUUAAAUCUAAAACAAUUUUUUUCUUUUUGCUUGGGACCUUAGGGGCUUGGGGUUUUCCCGAGGCCAGAGGCUAUGGCUGAAUGUGUUUGUGCUGUGAAUUGAGUGGAACACGGCUUUGAGGCCCUCGGAGAGUGACUGCAGCUGCAGGGCUGGCUUAGGAGCUCUGUCAGUCUUGACAACUGAACCUUGGAGCCCAUGGCCUCUGAAUCUACAUUCUGGCUGUAGUUCCAAGCUCCUGGCCUUCCCUCUAGUCCCCUGCCUGGUCCUCCCUGGUCCCCUGCCUUUCCUCUCUGGUCAGGCCUAUAAGCCGUGGCUGGACAUAACUCUGCUGAACUGUUCCUUCUUCAGGAUACUAGGUGCUGAGAGGGGCGUGGGGCCAUUCCAACAAGCCCCAGAGGGAAAGGGCUGGCCUGGCGCAGGGAAACCAUAUAGGUAGAAAGGCCUCCAGUGAAGAGCCCUGCCACUAUGCCCGCUGGCACGCUGGCACGCUGGCACGCUGGCAGGGAGCUCACCCACUGUCAGCACAGCCCUCUCAACUCCAUAGUCAGCAAGGAUGCACUGAACUACUAACGUGGAGUGGGGGCACACCUCUGAUUUCCAUCACCUUCCUGCCAGAGGGGAAAGGAACUUGAACUUUAAUGUCUUUUGGAACAAAACCAAAGUUUAAGAUUUGCCAUAUGAUGUAGUGACAGGGAAGCCGAGAGCCAGCCAGCAGGUGCCAGAUUCUGUCCCAUUGGCGAGCGCAUCACCAGGUGCAGGCUGCUGUGGGCUUGUUGAAGCCACGGGUGCAGGUGGGAUUUCUUGGUUCCAUGUGUUGUAACAAUAAGAAUGGGAGCAUUGACUUGAAAUUGUCUUCAGGACUUGCUAUGUGCACUUUUCCUCACCGGUACAUUCUCUGCAUCUGUUUAUAUGAAAUAACACAAGCUAAUCUGUACCUUUAUAUAUAUGUGUGUGUACAUAUAUACAUGUAUAAACUGUAUAGUGUACAUGUUAAGGAUUUAUCAGUAUGCCCCGAAUUUUUAGUGCAGUUCUCAUCCUCCGCACGCCCUCAGCUGUGGUCAGGUGACUUCCUGUCCCCUGGCUGCUGAGUCCCUGUGGUUGAGCCUCCAGGGAGAAGGGUUCGGGCUGCAUUCUUCUUAUCCCCAUGCACAGAAUCGCUCAGGGUCCCCACGUGCCUGUUGUCCUUCCCUCUUGUCUUUUGUUCCCUUUCUGAGCAUGUGGCCCCUCCCCCUGCUGUGAGGGGCGGCUGCCUCCCCAGGAAAGUAUAAAGCGGGGUCAAGACCACCACUGCAUGUGUACUGAGAACUCCAGACUUCUGCCCGCUUGGGACAGAACAUUGCAUGUGAGGUGGGAUUAUCAAGUUUCAAAGACCUGUGUCAAUUAUACAGCAAAGCCAGACCCCAUAACGACAUCCCACAAAAUGGAAAUAAAAUACAAAAUCUCUUUAGCAUUGUGUAAAUAAAUCUGGAUGUGUUUAACUUUG
Molecule: messenger RNA, 6746 nt
Organism: Apodemus sylvaticus (European woodmouse)
Lineage: Eukaryota; Metazoa; Chordata; Mammalia; Rodentia; Muridae
Gene: Sort1
Product: sortilin 1
Exons: 21
Coding region: 64-2640 (858 amino acids)
Biological process (GO): vesicle organization; Golgi to endosome transport; endocytosis
Cellular component (GO): Golgi apparatus; membrane
Molecular function (GO): protein binding
Source: RefSeq, a predicted model, not a curated record